AUGCCUACGCUCAGACGUCAUCGGGAGAGUCAACCAUCAGCUGGUAGCCCGCUUGCCGUUGCGGGGUGCGACAACUACGGCAGUAGCUCUGACAAUGGGCACCCCAGAACCCGGCCUACCAUUGCACCGAGGAGUGACUCCACCUCAGGGUGCCACGCUUGGCCAAUUCUAGACGCUCCACUUGCAAACGAACGUACAGGCGCUAGCAGCCCCUUCAGCAAGCGGCUUCCCGGCGAUGCCUUCACGAAUGCCGUGCAUUAUCCCGUGCUCAGCUCCGACUGCAAUGAGCCCCGACCUCAGGAAGCCUUAUCAAUGAAUGCAAAUGACAGUCAGAACGAUGGGCGCAUCACUCAACCGCUUUCUUUCCUGCGAGACGAAUGCUGUGCGCAAUCCUCUUGGGCGGAAACUCUCAACCUCGACCUUACCACCGCCAUUGAGGAAGACAGCGUCGUUAUGUCGCAGGACGUUUACGAACGUACCAGCAGCGCUGGCGCGCAGCCCGCCCCAGCCGGCUCAGCUCGCUCUUCACAGGGCCCCCCCGGACGGCAGCGCACAUCUGGCAGCGGCCUUCCCCCUCGUCCACCUCGACCCGCAGCUCCGCCACACGCCGCCAUAGACCCCCUUGACGGCCUGAGCCCCUUCCUCAAUCGCCCCGAGCCGCCCGGUCGCGAUCCGACCCGGCCCGAGCCACUCGAGGGCGCCCGCGCCCAGUCCGCCUCCUGCUCGUCCUCAUCAAACCAACCCAGUUUCCAUGGCCGCCGAGCAACCGCUGCUGCAACGGCCGCUGCUACUGCUCCUACGGCAGGGACGGCGGCUGCAGGUGCGUCUGCGGUGCUGCACCCCGGUCGACACCAAAAUGGAGAUCCCGAUAGCAGGCAGCCCGGAUCUGCACCUGCGAACAACGACUGGGUGGCGGUUUUCAGACCGUCAUUAGCUCCGGAGCCGCAUUGCGCACAGCACCAGCCGGCGGCUCCUGCGCCUUUGCGGGCAUCUUUAGCAACUUCAGUAGCAUCUAGAGCUGGGGAGUCUGAAGCUUUGUCGCCGUUGGGCCGUUUUGUGGCAGCUACGGGUCACCCGGGCCGCGUAGUGCCUUCCGUAAGCAUUACGUGUGCCAGCCGGCUCACCGCUACUGCCACCGCCACUACUACAGCCGCCAGCGGAAUCUACUUAGGCCGCCCACCGUUGCCAUCACCGUCAAAAUUGCGAAAUUGCUGGGGCUGCGGCAGUAGCGCCGCCACGGCGCGCGGUGGUGAACAACCUGAGAUGCCGUACUUUGCUCAAAUAGACGGUAGCAUCGCAGCGGCGGCAGCUCGGUACAGUACGACGCUCCAGACGCCGUACUUGCGCCCCGAGAGCCCAUUUGACUGGGGUCUUCAGCUGCCAGGAUGGGAGGAAGGCCCCGGAGACCUCGUCACCCUUGGUACGGCACAUUUCGAGCAGCGCAUGGAAGACAUGAACCAGGAAGCUUGGAUCCCAGGUUCCCCCCGAUAUGUGUUCAGACCAGCCUCGAUGUUGGGUCGCUGGCUACCCGGCAAUGGCGGCGCCGCGGCCGCCACCAGCGACACCGGGGGCCACAUUGAUAGUUUGGCAGCAGCAGCAGCAGCAGGCCGCGGCCCCGGCCAUGUUGCAGCCAAGCUAGUAGCUGCGGCAGCUACUACUGCGUUAGCAGCAGCACCCCAUGCAGCUACUGCUGCUGCAGUUGCAGAUGGCCCACGGGUCGGCCAUCCGUCAUGGGUCCGCGCCGGCGUUGGACAGCUGCGUGGCAUUGCCAUGGCGGCCAGCGCCGGCACACCUUUCAGCGCCCAUGCUGGCGGCAGCGCUGCAAUGGCCGUCGGUGAAGCAGCUGCUGUAGCAGCUGCAGUCGCUGACGCCGACACUCCUGCAGCUGGCGGAGGCUGUGGCAGCAGCAACGGCAAGGACGCAGCAGCGCAGUCCCGCAACGCUUUCGACCAAGUUGGACCAUGCUAUGAGCCGACAUCAUGUACGGCGGUUUCGGAGCUCGUGAGCUUGGAUGGAAUUUCGGGACCUACUACCGUAGGUGGCCUUUUAGCGACAGUUGCACGCCUGGCGGCGGAAGGGGCGCCCUGCAGUGACGACGGCGCCGCCGCUGCCGUUGCUAACGGCGCCGAAGUCUGCUUCCGACGCUCACCUCCGCUCAAGCGACGACUGGAUGAUGUGGCCCACUGUGAUGAAUCCCCGCCUUCGUCAUAUCCAGCCAUUGGCAUUCCGCUUCCCAUCCGACGGCGGGAGCUGUUGCUGAGCGCUGUGGAGGCGCAACUGCGACUGAGGCCGCUGCCGCCACCGCAGCAGCAGCUGAUGCAAGAGUGGUAG
Volvox carteri f. nagariensis is the source of this 2331-nucleotide messenger RNA. RefSeq lists its product as uncharacterized. Bases 1 to 2331 code for a protein of 776 amino acids. Lineage: Eukaryota; Viridiplantae; Chlorophyta; Chlorophyceae; Chlamydomonadales; Volvocaceae. The record is from RefSeq and is a predicted model, not a curated record. The transcript is spliced from 3 exons.